CUGGCACACUGGCAUGGCAGUAGUUUCCGGCUGUGCAAAAGGUGUUCGCAAAAAUGAAUAUUUUAGUGAGAAAUCUUAGUAAAUUGCGAAUAAACACAAUUACUAACACCUGCUCGAGUAUUCUCCUUCAGCAGACAAUCAAUCCUCAAGUGCAAAUUGCCAGAAAGACGAGUUUCUUCGUGAAAUUGCCCGCUGAGCAGAUAUGGAAGGGUGUGUAUUCUGUGAGCAAUGCCGGAAGGAAGAGAGGUCGCGGACGUGGAGCAGCUAAGAAGAAAGGCAGAGACUUGAAUCGCGGUCAAGUAAUUGGUGUGGGCAAGAUAAACAUGGUCUGGCCAGGUCUCAAUGCUCCUGUCGUGCGCGGCCGGGAGAUGGUGAAGCGUGAGGAGUUGCCAGAGGACAAGGAGCGUGAGGCGAAGCUGAUAAAACUGAGAGAUUCCAUGGGCUUCCGGCGGCUGGGAAGGAUCAAUCCAAUCGAUCGCGGAUGGUCAGGACACAAGAUGCCGGGCAGGAGUAUUGGGCCGCCGGAUCCAAUUGGAGACCAAACAUUCGAUGGCUUUGACACGCGCGUGCUGGAGCUGAAGCAGGUCUUCGUCAUGAAGGGAAAUGUGGGCAGGAAGAGACGACUGUCCGUGAUGGCGGUGACAGGAAAUGGGAAUGGCAUUGCUGGCUUCUCUGUGGCUAAGGCGAUUGACAACAAGACCGUCCUGAGGAAGGUGAAGAACCGCGCUGGCCAGAAGCUGAUCCACGUGGAGCUCUGCAAUGGACACACGGUGUACCAUGACAUCUUCUGUCAGUUCGGAGCCACGAAGAUUUUCAUGCAGAGAAAGCCCGAGGGUUACGGGCUGAUUUGCCACAGAGCUAUCAAGACUAUUUGUCAAGUUAUUGGCAUAAAGGAUUUGCACGCCAAAAUUGAGGGCUCCACGAACGUGCAACACAUCGUGAAGGCAUUCUUCAUUGGAAUGCUGAAGCAGAAGACUCACCAGCAACUCGCCGAGGAGAAGGGUCUUCACGUGGUGGAGUUCCGCAAGGAUCAGGGUAAUUUCCCCACUGUCGUGGCCUCACCAACUAAGUGUCGCACGGACGAUGAGAUUCCCAGCAAUGAAAUCAUGGAUUUCACUCAGCACGGCCUCGACGGGAACAUUAUGCUGAAGAGGAAGAAGUACAAGCCCUUCUACCUGGGCACCUAUGGACACAACAAGCACCUCAGGAAGCAGGAGACCAAGCGAGGUCACUUUGAGACCAUAAUCGACAUGAAGGUGCAUCACGGGGAGAUCAAGAGCUUCUACACUGAUAAGUAUCCGGAAUGCAGGCCAUUCGUGAGGGCCAAAAAGCAGGCUGAAGAGUAGAGAAUACUUAGUGAACAGUGAGCAUUUCUAGUGCAAGGACAGUUGAUUUUCAAUAAAAACUUAAUUGAAUCCAUUAAGAGAA
This is a messenger RNA of Phlebotomus argentipes, 1428 nucleotides long. RefSeq names its product small ribosomal subunit protein uS5m (gene mRpS5). Gene Ontology annotation, biological process: translation. Gene Ontology annotation, molecular function: structural constituent of ribosome; RNA binding. The transcript is spliced from 2 exons. Lineage: Eukaryota; Metazoa; Arthropoda; Insecta; Diptera; Psychodidae. Gene Ontology annotation, cellular component: ribosome. Bases 54 to 1346 code for a protein of 430 amino acids. The record is from RefSeq and is a predicted model, not a curated record.